AAGAGAUUGUUUGUCUGAAGUUAUGUUAAAAACUUUCUUAUUUCCACAUCUGCAGGAUCAAAUGCUCACUGGUCCUCCUGAGUGAGAUCCAACAACCUGAGUUUUGACCAGCUGGCUGGAAUCCUUUAUGUUGUUUUAUCUUUUUACAAAUCGACCGAUGAUGAAAAAACAGGUGAUGCUUCCAGAGCGCCAGAGAGUGCGUCGGCUCCAUCAGGAUGAUGCUCUGCAAAGACAAACUGGGAUAAAUGAUUCGAGAGCGGGUGGCAGCUUGAACUUCCACAAUGGUCUGAAAUCAGCCAAACUACCAGCUGUAAGAAGCGACCCACAACUCCAAAGUCUGAGAACAAUACAUAUCCCCAAAACUGUGACUACUGCCACCUCUUUAAAACACACAGAGCUCACGCCUGCUCAGAGGGAGUAUCUGUGCACCAUCGCAGCCACAUACAGCACUGCACACGUGCGUGACCUCAUCAGCCAGCACUAUAUGAACGUGCUGCACGGGUGCAUACGAACAGACUACAUCCCAGAAAAAAGCCACUUUGCAGUCACUCCUACGACCUCACCAGAAAAUGGUAAAUGUGAUGAACACCAGUCAAGCCUCACUUCCAGGAGAAAACAGAAAUGGAAGACAGCCACCAACCAGAGGAAGACUGAGAAAUCUUUUCUCCCAAAAAUCCCAAACAGGCAAAACAGACUUUCCACAUCAGCAAAACAUGAAAUGAAGAGGAAACUUGCACCAUCAUCAGCCACAGUGAAAGGAAAAAUACACAGAAGUAAGAGCUACAAUCCAGGUGGUGUUAGAGAAGGAUGAGGACAAAGAAGAGAAUUCUCUGAGUAAACAAAUGAGGUCACUUUCUUUGGGAGGAUCUCAUGAGGACGUCCUCUCAGAUUGAUGAGACUUCUGUUAUCUCA
This is a messenger RNA of Thalassophryne amazonica, 912 nucleotides long. RefSeq names its product protein FAM216A. Bases 128 to 811 code for a protein of 227 amino acids. The transcript has 7 exons. The record is from RefSeq and is a predicted model, not a curated record. Lineage: Eukaryota; Metazoa; Chordata; Actinopteri; Batrachoidiformes; Batrachoididae.